Molecule: messenger RNA, 4600 nt
Organism: Cavia porcellus (domestic guinea pig)
Lineage: Eukaryota; Metazoa; Chordata; Mammalia; Rodentia; Caviidae
Gene: Dusp9
Product: dual specificity phosphatase 9
Exons: 4
Coding region: 2665-3813 (382 amino acids)
Biological process (GO): negative regulation of MAPK cascade; protein dephosphorylation
Cellular component (GO): cytoplasm; cytosol
Molecular function (GO): MAP kinase tyrosine phosphatase activity; MAP kinase tyrosine/serine/threonine phosphatase activity; protein tyrosine/threonine phosphatase activity
Source: RefSeq, a predicted model, not a curated record
AGGCGGGCUUGGCGGCACUCGGGCCUGCAGUGCGGAGGUGGCAACAGGUUCCCAUUUGUCCUGUUGCUGGUGCUGCGGGCACCAGCAACAGAGCAGUGACUUUGGAGACUGACUGCCCCUCACCCCUCACUCCUGAAGGCGUUGUCGCACGAGGUGGGAGGGCCACCAGCCAAGGGGACCAUACAGGAGCUGGGAGACACAGGGCCGCUGGUGUCUGGGCCUCCCUUUGCUUCCCCACUGCGGAGCUGGCCUCCAACCCCAGCCACAUCCCCAGCCCAGAUCCAGGCUUCUCUUUCCGGAAGCCCUCUCCAGAGAGCAGAGUGGGGCAGAGGCACCAGACCCGAACACAGUACCUCCACAGUAGGGUGGGUGGGACGGCCUCUCCAGCUUCUCACCCGACACACUACUCUGCCUCUCCCAUCCUCAGUGACUGCCCACCCCCAAAGUCCCACCCACAGCCACAGCCAUCAGGUGGGGUGCCCAUGGCCAGGUGGCAGCUACGCUGGGCGAGCCUGAGAGCUAGAAGGCAGAGGCUCUUCCAGGAGCAUGCCAAGAAAGGGCCCUGGCUGGGUAGGGGCCUGGAGAAAGAGCUCGACCAGAAAGGCAGGACAGGGAGAAGGCACCACUCAGGCCAGCCCUCGCAUGCAGGCAUUAGGACCAUCUUACAGGCCAAAAGCGAACCUUGGGCCUUUGGCUUAGGAGGCAGGGAGGAGGUGACCGAAGGCCAAAGAGGUGGCCUGACUCUGUCAUGGCGUCUUCCCUUGGCUUCACUGCAGGUGUCUUGGGUAGCUGCACGCUUCCGGACGUGCAGACGGCCAACAGCCAUCCUAGGCACUGGACUUGCAGUGGCUUGGCAUUUUUCCACCCCUGGAAGGAUGUCCUGUGGCGGCCGUCAGUGUUCAUACAUGUGCUUGCGUUCACUGAAUCCUCAGGGGACAUUCGCAGAAGUGGCUGAGGGGGCAGGUUUUCCGUCUAGCUCUUGGUGCACACUGCCAGCUUCAUUUCCAGAAAGGCCCCCCCAGAUGAGAACCCAACAGCAAAACACAACGGUGACAUGCCGGUCUCCAGCAAGCCACCAAAACACUAGGCGGCCACGCUUGGAGCAUGUUCACUACGGUUUAAUAAGCGGGAAGUGUUACCUUGUUGUUGUUACCUAGUUUUCAAUUUUAUUAGUGGUUUGGGGUCCAUGGUGAUUCCGCUCCCAGCGGGGAGCCGCUACAUGCACAGAACCAUCUUCACUCUCCUCCCCCUCCUCCCCCUCCGUCUUGGGGUCUGGGUUGGAUUUCCUGCAAACAUGUUUGACGCCAUCACAUUCCUUCCUUCAUGCAGCGUGUACUCUUCUUAAAUCCCUGAGCCUUUAUCUGCAGGGUCUUAACCUUCUGAUUUUUUUGUAUGAGCUUUAUCUUAUCCGACCUAUGUUUUCUUUCAACACUGUUAUUUGCUUUUGUUGGGCUUUGGGCAGAAAAAGGACUCAUGGCCAGAUGGGGUUUCUAGAAGCCUCCUCUCACCCCUCCUUUCAUUGUCCCACUGAGCACUUAUCACCCCCGUAUCUCACUUGGUGUCUUGGCUUAUUGUCCAUCUGCCCUGCUGGACUGGAAGUGCCAGAUAAGCAGAGACCCUGUAGUGUCUUGCCUGUCCAUCACUUGUGUCCAGGGAAAGCAUGAAAGCCACCAGCCCCUGUUGAAUGUGUGAUGUCACAUAGGACAGGGCACGGAGGAGGGUGGAUUGAGGCACUCAGGCUGUGACAGCAACUGGCCUGGGGAUUCGAGCCCAGAGCCAGUACAGGGGGCAGCAGGGGUUGCCUGGGUGGAGAGGGCCAGGGCCAGAGGGAAGCAGGACGUGGUGGAGUAGAGUGUGAUAGAAUGGGGUGUCCGGGUUGGGGUGGGGUGCUCAGAGCCCCUGGGUCCCUCAGCCUGGUCUGUGCACACAGAGCAGGGCUCACGCCGGGUGCCCGGGUGCCCUGUGCCAGCUUUGGGCAAAGAUCUGGGCCCUGAGGCAGCAGGUUUCCAGUCCGCCCUUCCUCCUCUACUCCUCGAUUUCAGGGCCAUUUCAGAGGUAUCCAGCAGUGCCUAAGCUGAGGCCAUUAUGUAGAUGCGGCCGCCAAGGUCCAGGCAGGGACUUAGGCUGGGCGGGGAUGGCUGAGUGACUUGCUGGAAGUCACUUAUGGGGCAGGGGCCCUCAGCCUUAGUGUCCCCUGUCCCCUCCCCCCUCCACUGACCAAGCCGGUGCCUGCCAGAGUAGCUGCAACUGGUCCCUUGCUGGGCCCCCAACCUGCCCUUGGCCUCUGCCCUGAUCCCAUCCCGCCCUGGCGAAGCUGCGGCUCAGCCCGCCACUCUGAGGGCCCACCCGACCCUCUGGCUCGCGCCGCCGUUGGCUGGCCGGCCCCGAGCCCGCCCGCCGCCCCGCCCCGGCCCGCCCCCCGGGGCUGCUACUCCUGUCCGACCGGGCGCUCUGGGGUGCAAACUGGGUCGCGGUGCAGGACGCGUCGCCUCAGGCUCCGCUUCCACGUGUGAGCCUGCCGCGCAGCCCCGCGCCACUCCGGCCCUCUGGGACUUCCUCCGGUACCCGCGCCUUGCCGUCGCAGUAGCCGUGGCCAGAAGGUCCACGGGCGGCCGUCUGCCACCGAAUCGCGCGCCAGUGCCCGGUGCCCCGCGAAGUGCGCCCAUGGAGGGUCUGGGCCGCUCCUGCCUGUGGCUGCGCCACGAGCUGGCGCCCCCGCGCCCGCGCCUGCUGCUCCUGGACUGUCGCAGCCGGGAGCUGUACGAGGCGGCGCGCAUCGGCGGGGCGCUGAGCGUGGCGCUGCCCACGCUGCUGCUGCGCCGCCUGCGGAGGGGGAGCCUGUCGGUGCGCUCGCUGCUGCCCGGUCCGCCGCUGCAGCCGCCGCCGCCCGCGCCCGUGCUGCUGUACGACCAGGGUGGCGGCAGGCGCCGGCGCGGGGACACCGAGGCCGAGACCGAGGAGUGGGAGGCCGACUCGGUGCUGGGCACCCUGCUGCAGAAGCUGCGCGAAGAAGGCUACCUGGCCUACUAUCUCCAGGGCGGCUUCAGCAGGUUCCAGGCUGAGUGUCCCCACCUGUGUGAGACCAGCGUCAGCAGCCUCAGCAACCGGGCAGGCGCAAGUCUGGCGCCAGUGCCCAGCCCCAUGCCUGUAGUGGGGCUAGGUGGCCUGUACCUGGCCUCUGAGUGCUCCGAUGCUGAGGCCGAGGCUGACCGCGACUCCAUGAGCUGUGGCCUGGAUUCCGAGAGCACCACGCCCCCGCCUGUGGGGCCGAUGCCCUCUUUCCCAGUCCAGAUCCUGCCCAACCUCUACUUGGGCUGUGCCCGAGAUUCGGCCAACCUGGAGAGUCUGGCCAAACUGGGCAUCCGCUACAUCCUCAAUGUCACCCCUAACCUCCCGAACCUCUUCGAGAAGAAUGGUGACUUCCACUACAAGCAGAUCCCCAUCUCGGACCACUGGAGUCAGAACUUGUCCCAGUUCUUUCCGGAGGCCAUCACAUUCAUUGAUGAGGCCUUGUCGCAGAACUGCGGGGUGCUCGUCCACUGCCUGGCAGGGGUCAGCCGCUCUGUCACUGUCACCGUGGCCUACCUCAUGCAGAAGCUCCACCUGUCCCUCAACGAUGCCUAUGACCUGGUGAAGAGGAAGAAGUGGAGCAUCUCCCCCAACUUCAACUUCAUGGGGCAGCUGCUGGACUUCGAGCGCAGCCUGCGCCUGCAGGAGCAGCGCACGCAGGGCCAGGACUCUGCCACCUCCGACCCCCCUUCCUUCUUUACCACUCCCACCAGUGAUGGGGUUUUCGAGCUGGAUGCCACAUAAGGCCCCAAGGGGCCGAGGGCUGCCCCUGCCCCCCUGCCCCGUGAUGCUCAGUCACCUUCAGGGGCAGGGGCAGGGGAGGCACAGCCACAGGGGGCUGGAGGGAGGGAGAGCUCAAUACCUCAGAAGGGUGGCACAGUACAGCCACUCCACCCACUUGGGACAGCCAUGGGAAUCCCAUGAAAUGUGCCUAGGGGCCAGCCGGGCCCACUGGCCUGUCCCCCAUGCUCCAGCACCUGCCUUUUCUGCGACUGUUACUUUCCUCUUGGGGGGUUCCCUAACCAAGGGACCAUUCUGGGUGACUGUCUAUGCCACCUCCUCCUCUCCAGGGACCUGCUCCCAGACCUUUCCCAGUCCCCAGUGGCCACUUAUAGGGAGGGGCGAUCACUCCCACCAGUGUAGACCCUCCCUGCCUGUAUGACCCGGGCUCGGACCUUCCGAUGAAUACCAGACCCUUUCUGGGUGGCUUCCGGCUGGAAGCCAUCUGACACCCUGUCUGUCCUCCUCCCCAAGAAGUUUUAGGGGGCCCCUGGAGCCCUUUGGGACAGCCCCAGGGAGAUGGGUCUCUGGCAAGGGCAGGGAGGACAAAGGAUGAAAGUCGUGGUGGGUUUCAGGGGUGGGGAAGGGGCUGAGCUGCAGACACGUGGGUCAUGCACCGAAGACACGCCUGGCCUGGGGCUGCCAGUCCCUUGUCACCUCUGAACUUAGGCGAGGGCUGCGCUUGUUUUUGUAAUCCACAUUAUGAUUGCUUUCUUUAAUCAUUCCUCCUGAAUAAACAGUUUAUUUAAGA